ACUCUUCUGAACCUGACACUGGAGACUCUUCUGAACCUGACACUGAAGACAGUGCUGAUUGGAAGGAGACCAGAGAAUCUGCUUCAGCCUCAAAAUCACUGAAAAAUAGACAAGAAUCUCUCAGUGAUUCAAGCCGUAGUGCUAUAAAGAAACAAUUUGGCUGCUCUGUGUGUACGAAAUAUUUUGCAUUAAGUCAAACUUUAAAAAAACACAUGAGAAUCCACACAGGAGAGAAACCAUACAGAUGCUCAGUCUGUAAGAAAUCUUUUUCACAGAGUGGAGGUUUAAAGGAACACAUGAGAAUCCACACAGGAGAGAAACCCUUUAGCUGCUCAUUUUGUACCAAAUAUUUUGCAUUUAGUAACAGUUUAAAAAAACACAUGAGAAUCCACACAGGAGAUAAACCAUACAGAUGCUCAGUCUGUAAGAAAGCUUUUUCACAGAGUGGAGGUUUAAAGGAACACAUGAGAAUCCACACAGGAGAGAAACCCUUUAGCUGCUCGGUUUGUACCAAAUCGUUUGCAGUUAGUGACAGUUUUAAAAAACACAUGAGAAUCCACACAGGAGAGAAACCAUACAGAUGCUCAGUCUGUAAGAAAGCUUUUUCACAGAGUGGACAUUUAAAGGAACACAUGAGAAUCCACACAGGAGAGAAACCCUUUAGCUGCUUGGUUUGUACCAAAUCUUUUUCACAGAGUGGACAUAUAAAGGAACACAUGAGAAUCCACACAGGAGAGAAACCCUUUAGCUGCUUGGUUUGUACCAAAUCUUUUUCAGUGAGUCGAAAUUUAAAAAAACACAUGAGAAUCCACACAGGAGAGAAACCAUACAGAUGCUCAGUCUGUAAGAAAGCUUUUUCACAGAGUGAAAGUUUAAAGCUACACAUGAGAGUCCACACAGGAGAGAAACCACACAGCUGCUCAGUCUGUAAGAAAGGUUUUUCACAGAGUAGAGGUUUGAAGACACACAUGAGAGUCCACACAGGAGAGUAAAUAUAAAGCUGCAAUGUUUGUGACAAAAGAUUUAAAUGGCAUGGUUAUUUCAAAAGACACAAGUGUGUUGGUCAUCAGUCCUCACAGCUUAAUGAAAUUCAAACUGAGGAUAACAGAGAGGCAGAGCCUCCAAUCAGCUGAACACAUGGAAACAGAAGCUGAUGGAGAGGACAAUGAAUAAGUCUUAAAGAGCCCAUGU
Molecule: messenger RNA, 1191 nt
Organism: Trematomus bernacchii (emerald rockcod)
Lineage: Eukaryota; Metazoa; Chordata; Actinopteri; Perciformes; Nototheniidae
Product: zinc finger protein 583-like
Exons: 1
Coding region: 213-992 (259 amino acids)
Biological process (GO): regulation of transcription by RNA polymerase II
Molecular function (GO): DNA-binding transcription factor activity; RNA polymerase II cis-regulatory region sequence-specific DNA binding
Source: RefSeq, a predicted model, not a curated record